Molecule: messenger RNA, 2475 nt
Organism: Penicillium mononematosum
Lineage: Eukaryota; Fungi; Ascomycota; Eurotiomycetes; Eurotiales; Aspergillaceae
Exons: 2
Coding region: 1-2475 (824 amino acids)
Source: RefSeq, a predicted model, not a curated record
AUGAAGACAGCUCGGGUCUCACCUGCACCAGUUAAUCCAGACACCGGGAGUAAGGCGACUGUCAAAGACGCAGCGAGUUCGGGACGUCUCACAGGCCCAAGUCGCCAACAACCCAAAGCCCCUCCAUCCCAGCCUUCAGAGUCGAAGAUUGUUCGACUGAAGCUCACAAAACCAAGACCGCCCAGACCCAAUCCUCAAGAAGUGGACUGGGAUGAAGAUCUUCGCCCUACACCCAAUGAGAUAGUUGAGAAGAAAGGAACCCGUGGAGGAACCUCCGUAGUCGAUACAGACCCGAACCGACCGAAGACAGUUGCCAAAAACACAGGAAGCAAGCGAACAAUACCAUCAAAGCCACAAACAACCUCGGCCAAACGCAGGAAGUCAAACACGAAGAAGAGUACUACUACCAAAGAGGGUAGCACCAGAGGGCCACAAUUGCCAUUGUUAACGCUUACUGCAGGCACUUUGCCUCCUGCAGCCCCUCUGGGUAAUAGUGGGCCUCCUGACACGGGCCCUUUGGACGGGCAAAGCAAAGACCAUGCCGCGAAGCGCAAUACGAAUGCGCCCGAAGCUCCGCACCGACCUUCGCCACUGACAGAGGGCCACAACAAGCGUGGAAAUACCGGCACGGGGGGUGUCAUAGUCGAGAUAAGAAGUUGCACAUCGGUGACGACCAGUUCAUCCUCAGAUUUCGAAGAUUAUGGCCAACGACCGUCCCGUACUUCUAAAGUCAGCAUCCUAGAGCAUCGGGCACAGUCCAAUGGACAAACAAGUAAAGACAAAGCUGUUCAUAUGAUGCCCGGUGUAUCCUCAAGUUCUGACGCCGAUCUCAAAGGACCGUCUCACACAACUACUUCAAAGGUCACCAUCCUGGAGUCAAGAGCACUUUCGAAGAAACAAAACAGCCAGAUGAAGACAGCUCAUGAGAAGAGUCAUCGCAAAUAUCGUGGUAGAGCAGAGAGUGUUGGCAACAAGCUGAUGCUUGCACUCCACGGAACAGAACCUUCUCAAAAUGAACCAGUCAAUAAACAAGCUGCACCACUCGUCAUAUCAUCUGAUCCAGUACAAUCUGAGGAAUCUCCCCAAAAGCAGCAGUCCGAGAAAAUGCCGACCGACACAGUGUUGGAGCCUCCGAAGAUCGAAAGCGUACUGGACGGAACAAUUCCAGUUGAGAUGCACCAAAACCAAAAUGAGCCUGAGACUGUUAAUCCAGCAUUGAUUGCCAAGACACUUCCGCCCAAGGAGGAGGAGAUAGAACAGGCAGAUGACACAGGCUUCUGGAGGCUUCUGGGUGAUGACAGGAUGUCUACAGCGAGCUCCACAGACUUUGAAACCGGCAGAGGCUUGCUAGGUGAUGGCCCUUCAAUCCUUGAUUACCAUAUGGGAAUGGAACAUAUCCCCGGAUUUGCAACCUUGCAACCCAUAAGAUCCGCACCAACCACCUCUUCACACGGCACUAACAUCUGCGAAAGCCAGGCGGAUAGCUCGUUGGAGACUUCAAAUGUGGGCAAGUUCGAUGAGUUCACAGCAGGACGGAUUGAGGGACGUGGGAGCCAUACUCCGGAGUCUCAAAAGCCUCUUCUCACCAAUGAAUCCCUAAUGGAACUGAAUUCCGCUUCUCCCCAGCUCCCAAAAUCAGUCCCAAAGACUAGUAUUGUCGACAGCAACGGUAGUCCUCGACUCAUACCCCAGUCAGCCAAGAGUAUGGUUGCGCCUCAGUUUGACCUGGAUGACGAAAAGGGUCACGAAGAGACAACCAGUGACUCUGACGCCAGUCCAAGUGAAUACUAUCGAAAAUCGUCCAGUAUCUCCACCGAGAGCAAAUACGAGAGACUCAUGUGGACCAAGUUCCAGAGAGACAUGUUCCUGGAAUAUGGAAUCCAAACGGAAAAACUGGCGAGAUCUCACCCAUGGCCGCCGCCUAAAAAGCACCGCCCAUCAUUUUCUCAGGAAGAUACUGCUGAGGUGGCCAAGUCGGAGAAAGCACCGACGAUUGAAGCGAGUUCUUCACAGAGAACAAUCGACGAGAGAGCAUUAGGUGGUGCUCCUUCAAAGAAUCACGAGUACCUUGACCAAUCAUUCUGCACAGAUAUAUCGGCGUCAACGCAACCCGCUGCUAAAUCGCACCAAGCCUCUACGAUGGGCGAUCAUGACGAUAUGGAAUGGAUAUCAACUUUGCAAGUGGCGCAGAAGGACGCACAUCACCUGCUUCAACAAACUAAUUCGCAUUUGUCCACUCAGCUGGCAGCAGAAAAGGCCACUGUCAGUCGAGUCCUGGAGAUCUACCGAGAGGGGUGUAGUCGGAUCCUUGAUGACCUGUUCCAGGCGCAAGAAGAACGAAAUGCAGCUAUACCGGCAGCAAAUGCAAUCCGUCAAGGAACAACAUGCAGAUAUAUGUCAAGACCUGGUUCGUGGACUGCAGGAGCUCGACCGUCGGGUGCAACAAGGGCCAAUCUGAAGGACGCGGAAGGCUAG